UUAUACGUCUAAUCAAAUUGCAACAAAAAUUUCAGAUUUAACCAAACGUUACCGCCAGAUAAAAAGUACACAUAUAACUGGCUGCAGUCCUUCUGAUUGGUUACAUUAUGAACUUAUUCAUGCUAUAUUAGGCACCUGUCCAAUGAAUGACGAAGCGUUACGAUAUGAGACAACGGUUAUAUUCAAUGAAUCAAGUGAAACAAAUGUUGAACAGACAGUUCCUCUCCCAUGUACACCUGAUACUGAUAUUGUUCUGCUUCACCAUGAUUAUUAUACAAGGUCACAACAAGAUCCGUCUGAUUUAACGACUGAUACGAUUUCAACUACAGCUAACUUUUCAUUAGCAGAUAUACCAUUAACAUCGCCAUUAUCAACUCAACAACUGUUGGCGACAACAGUAGCAACAGUAGAUGUUUUAAGAAAAACUGAAAUGGAUAAUAUAUCAAAAGUAUAUACUGUUCGUAAACGUCCUAAUAUCGAAAGGAAUGAUUUAUUUCGAGAAUUAGUGAGUGAAAUCAAAGAGAAUAAUAUGAUGACAAGAAAAGUUGAUAAUUAA
Molecule: messenger RNA, 556 nt
Organism: Didymodactylos carnosus
Lineage: Eukaryota; Metazoa; Rotifera; Eurotatoria; Philodinida; Philodinidae
Source: the annotation of a GenBank genome assembly